AUGGAUCCAAACCGACGAGUCCUACGCCCCCGCCCACCACCACCACCACCACCCAAGCAGCCUCAAAACACAGAAUCUACAAAGAACGACUCCGAUCUAAUCCCCUCACUUCCCGCAAUCCAACAAAAUUCCUGCUUCCUCUUCACCAUCUUCCCUCCAGAAAUCCGCAACCGCAUCUACACCUUUUCCCUGGAAUCCGAGAAUAUCGACAUCCCCGCAACCCAAAGUCCAACAACAGCCAACAAUGAAAACGACAACAACAACACCACCAACAAUGAAAACCAUAACCAACACAAUACAAACCAACCCACCAUCCACCCCCAUCUCUACCGCCAAAACGCCUUCUACUACCGACCAGGCUACAAACAACCCAAACGCAUCCAAACCGCCCUCCUCCAAACAUGCCAACAAAUCUACAACGAAGCCUCCCUCCUCCCAGCCUCCAUAAACGAACACACAUUCUGGUUCUACCGCAGUCCACCACACGUGAAAGAUGCCAGCUCGCCACUAGGCUAUUUCAGAAAAAUGAGUCCCAAGCAGCGCGCCCAAGUACACCAUCUGCAUUUCUUUACGCAGCAGUUCUUCUUGGAAGAUAAAAAUUGGUCUCGGAUCUGGGAGGGGAUGCAAAUAGGCACUCUCGAUCUUGAUUCUGAUAUUUAUCCAGACGGUGGUAAAAGACAGAGAUACGGCCGGCGCCAGAAUAAUCGAGCUCCAAAAUGCGUCAUCGCACCUAAAAAGAUGACAAUCACGUUCCGCCAUACGGACUGGUGGUUCUGGGAGAACAACGAACCACUCGGUAUAGACCCGUUUCGACCAGGCCGUACCCGUGCAAACGAAAUGGGCCGUCGAAUCGAUCAUUCGCAUGCACACCCAAAUUCCGAAUUGAAACAAGCAUGGGGAAACCAAUUCACCACCAUCCCCAGCCUGGAAGAACUAGUAAUCGAAUUCGAAACCAUCAUGCGGAAAAGAGACCAGUUAGACGCUAUCAUCCAGCGAGCUUUAUCCUGGAAAUUCCCCGUCCAGCCUGAGCUAGAGAAACCGCUGUAUCUCGUUGCUGAGCCUGCGUCGAGGAGGGCGUAUACAUGGAUCGGUGCGGGGGAGGGGGAUUUGAAGAGGCAGCCUCUUGUUGGACGGGCGGAUUUGGAGCCGAGGAGGGCGUUGGUGUCGUGUGUUGUUCGGGGGCAGAGUGUUAUUCCUGCUGUUCCUGUUUUGAGGCCUUUUGAUCCUGAAGCGAGUGCUGGGGGUGCUGGGUCUGGGGGUCAGGCUGGGGGUGAAGUUAAUGCGGAGGAGUUUUAUGUGGUGUUUUUGACUUGGAAGAGGCAGGUUGUUGAGGAGUGA
This is a messenger RNA of Penicillium daleae, 1338 nucleotides long. RefSeq lists its product as uncharacterized. Lineage: Eukaryota; Fungi; Ascomycota; Eurotiomycetes; Eurotiales; Aspergillaceae. The transcript has a single exon. The record is from RefSeq and is a predicted model, not a curated record. The coding region runs from base 1 to 1338 and encodes 445 amino acids.